Molecule: messenger RNA, 1299 nt
Organism: Acytostelium subglobosum LB1
Lineage: Eukaryota; Evosea; Eumycetozoa; Acytosteliales; Acytosteliaceae
Exons: 4
Coding region: 1-1299 (432 amino acids)
Cellular component (GO): cytoplasm
Molecular function (GO): glycerophospholipase activity; metal ion binding
Source: RefSeq, a predicted model, not a curated record
AUGAAUAACAACGAGAUUAGAGGACAGAUAUCUGGAAUGACAUUGGCAGGAGAACUUGGGAUGCCUCAAUUCACACCAAUGCCAGAGUGUCAAUACAAUCAUGUAGUGUUUGUACUACAUGGUAUUGGAAAGCAUGAUGAGAGUACAAGUUAUUACUCAAACGUGGAAAAGAUGAGCAAGAAGUUCGAUGGUCUAAAUCCUUGCUUUGACAACAAAGUAAAGUUCAUCGCCAUUGAAUGGCAUGAGGAUCUACACAAAAAGUUGGAAGAGAGUCAAUUGGAAUCAGUUAGACCUGGCGGAGUACCUUCUCUGCGUAACUUUGUAAAAGAUAACUUUAUGGACUUGUUGUUGUGGGCAUCACCAUUCUAUUCAUCAUUCUUAUACACAUUGGUAACAUGCAAGUUCAAUCAAGCAUAUGUUACAUUCAUGGAUCACUAUCCCAAUUUCAAGGGCAAGAUAUCCAUCUUGGCACACUCAUUGGGCAGUGUCAUAAUCUACGACAUACUUUGCAAUCACAUGCGUGAGAAUCAAUGGGCCAAGACAGACUCUGGAAACAUCUCAUUAUGGAUGAAGAUGAAGGAUAUGAAAGAGAGAUGUAGAGAUGAAAAGAUGAAACAUAUUGAAUGGAAGGACCUUUACUUUGACGUUUAUAACUUAUACCUUAUUGGUUCACCAUUGGCAAUGAUGCUUGGUGUCCGUGGAUACAGCGAUGGAAUACCAAUCCCCAAUUGCAUAAAUAUUUGGAAUAUAUAUAAUGAACAUGAUCCAGUUGCAUACUUAAUUGAGCCAUUGAUAGAUAAACGAUUCACUGAACAACCAGUACAACCAUUACCAAGGGUUAGCAAGAGGAGGAGACAUAGAAAGAACAAAGAGUUACGUGCACAAAAUAGUGGUGGCGAGCUGAGGCCAUCAUUGUCAACGCCAGAGCUCCGCGGCUUGUCCGCACCGGCAGUACCAGGCUCAGAGAGUAACUCCAACUCAUCAGAGUCGAGCGAGGAUGACAGUAGCGAAACGAUUACCAUCCAGACUGGCGUCAACACUCCAGAGUUGACAAUGAUGGAGGAGGGAUCGUCCCAUCAAGCGUCACUAUAUCUACAACGUACCAAAAGAUUGAACAUCUCACUAUUUGCCGGCAUACGUUAUGACUACCGAUUCAAGCCCAAAGGAAUACGAACGUUGACAGAGAUAAGCUCCAUCCUAUCUGCACACUCAUCCUACUGGCUCUCGAAGCACAUUCUCAACUUUAUUGGCAUCAACCUGCAACUGGAUCCUUCAGAAUUGCACAAACCAAACGAAUGA